Molecule: messenger RNA, 2459 nt
Organism: Capsaspora owczarzaki ATCC 30864
Lineage: Eukaryota; Filasterea; Ministeriida; Capsasporidae
Exons: 3
Coding region: 108-2348 (746 amino acids)
Source: RefSeq, a predicted model, not a curated record
CUCCACCAAACCAAACUCGCCAAUUUCAGCUCAGUCAUUCAUUCAUUCAUUCUCAUCCAGUCAGUCCAUCUUUUUUCUCUCUGAAUCUCGUCCUCAAUUGGCCGUGGAUGCGGUUCUCGAUGAUUGCUCCCGUCGGGUUUGCUGCCCUGCCAUUGCUAUUGCUAUUGCUGGCGGCUACUUCAACAACUGCUGCUACUUCAGCUGCAGGCGUCGACCCGGCUUCCAUCAAGACCGUCCACGUCGUCUACUCCAACCACCUCGACGUUGGCUUUGCAGACAACGAGGUCGGCGAGCUGGGUUUUGCCGCGAACGUGGUCAACACGUACUUUACCGACUGGUUCCCAAAGGCCAUCAACACGUCCGACGCCAUGCGCGCGCUGCACGGGGGCAAAGACAGGUACAUCUGGCUGACCCAGGCGUGGCUCGUGUCGCUCUAUCUGGACUGCCCGACCGGCAUGAAGCUCAGCUGUCCCUCUGCGCAAGACAAGGCCAAAUUUGAACUCGCCGUUCGCAGGGGCGACAUUACAUGGCACGCCUAUCCGUUCAACGCUGAGGCCGAAUUCAUGGACGAGCUCUUGUUCGAGUUUGGAGUCGAGCUGGCCCACUCGCUCGACGAUCGAUUCGGGUUGCCGCGCAAGACGGUCAUGUCGCAGCGAGAUGUGCCUGGAACAACCCGUUCCAUCAUCCCGAUUCUCGUCCGAAACAACGUGACUGCGCUGUCGAUUGGCGCCAACGGCGCAUCCGCUCCGCUGGGUGUUCCUCCGGCGUUUGUGUGGGAGGAUGUCGUGUCGGGCGACAGCAUCAUUGGGCUGUACCACCCGGGAGGCUACGGAGGUAUCGAGCUUGAAGACUGCGUGCUCGUGGAAGGGCUUGAUGUUGCUCUUGCCAUGGAUUGGCGUGGCGACAAUGCUGGCCCGGCGGAGGUCGACGAGGUGCUCGCGGAUUUGGCGCACCUGCAGGGCAUCUUCCCCAAUGCCAACGUGAUUGCGUCCACAUUCGACGCUUACAUCAAGGAACUCUCAGCCGUGAGGGACAGUCUACCCGUCGUCCAGGGCGAAUCUGGCGACUCUUGGGUGCAUGGAUGCGGAUCCGAUCCGAAGAAAGUGGCUCAAUUCCGGGCGCUCACCCGCGAGCGCAGUGCCUGCAUCACUGACAUUCACUGCGACUCGGACCUGCCGUCCUUUUUCAACUUUAGCCGCCUUCUGCUCAAGGGCGCCGAACACACCUGGGGCGGGGAUGUCAAGACAUUCUACCAAGCCGAAACGAACAUGGCAUCUGUCUACUACAACUGGUCCAAUGCUGCCUUCCAAGCUGUACGAAGCGCCGAGCCAAUCCUAGCCCUCGAGCUGUCCUGGAAGGAGCAGCGUGACUGGGCCAUUGACUAUGCCGUCGAAGCGCUGGGGUCGCAUCCGCUUGCCUCGCGUGUGCGCCUUGCCCUCGCCGAACUGGAGGUGCACGGGCCGCCAUCGCUUGCAGGAUACAAGAAGCUCACGCCCGGGGCCGGGUCCAUUGCCUGCGGAGGCUUUGACGUGACCAUCAGCCCUCAGACGGGAGAAAUUGUCGGACUGACCGAGCGCCGCACGCUCGCCAACUGGGCGUCCUCGCAGCACCCGCUCGGCUCCUUCUUGUACCAGACGUUUACGGAAGACGACUUUAACGACUUUUUCAGCGAGUACCUCUUCAUUGAUCCGUCCCAAAACUCGUGGGCUGCCUACGACUUUGGCAAGCUGAACGUCAGCCAGGCCAAUCCCCAACGCAGCGAUACUCUGGCAUCGCUGGUGGCCUUGUAUCAGCGGGAUGACUCCAACAGCAGCACCGCAGGAGCGUCCCAUUUGCUGUUGGAGCUGUCGCUGCCGUCCACUCUCGUGACCCUCUACGGCGCCCCGCUGCACGUCUACGUCCAGUAUGAUUUCUCUCCUGCCAGCGCACCUGCUGGCUCUGUUGUUGCGACAGUGACGUGGCUGAACAAGACAGCCACACGCAUGCCCGAAGCCAUCUGGUUUUCGUUCAACCCGUCCGCUCCGCCAGCCCAACCGAACGCAGCGUGGUACUUUAACAAGGUCGGCGAGUGGCUGUCCAUGGAUACCAUGAUUGUGAACGGCAGCGCGCACAUUUCCAAUGUCUGGGACGGCGUCAUGCUGGCCUCUUCCAGCCAUAGUCUGCACAUCCGGUCGCUCGAUACGGGCCUGGUUUCGUACGGCUCUGCAUGGCCCUUCCCAACGCCGCUGACGCGUCCGACUUCGACGUCCAGCGUCUCGUUCAAUCUGUUCAACAACAUCUGGGGCACGAACUACGUCAUGUACUAUGACGAAGACGCUCAGUUCCGCUUCUCGCUGUCCUUUCUUUAGUCCUUGAACAUGCGUCUGAGAAAUUCAAGUACAGUCAAUCAGUUUUGAUGUUGUAUUACCAUAACAGAGCAGAGAAAAAAACAUAAAGAUCAUAACGGUCGACUGACAAUA